This is a messenger RNA of Drosophila bipectinata, 477 nucleotides long. It is a transcript of the gene ND-B15, whose product is annotated as NADH dehydrogenase (ubiquinone) B15 subunit. Gene Ontology annotation, cellular component: mitochondrion. The record is from RefSeq and is a predicted model, not a curated record. Lineage: Eukaryota; Metazoa; Arthropoda; Insecta; Diptera; Drosophilidae.
UCAAUACUUUCCUCUGGUCACAUUCUCUCCACUAGAUUUUUGUUUUGGUUGUAGCUUUGGAAAAAAUGGUUAUUUCAAAGGAGGAGACGGAAUUCCUAAAACGCAAGCAUGAGCACACGCUUAAGCUGCGUAAUGAAUACCUGAAGCAAAGUUCCAAUCCUUUCCGCCAUGCCACCGGUGAAGGAGGCACUGUGUUCGACGCAGGAUUGUCCCGCUUCCAGGCUAUGCGCGUGUCAAACUAUGAGCACUUCAAGCCCACUGGCAAGUCUUUCCGCACGGGUCUGUUCGCUGUGGCCCUGCCAAUCGUUCUCUACGCCUGGGCCCUAAAGGCCGAACGCGACGGACGUGAGGAGAAAUACCGGACCGGCCAGGUAGCCUACAAGGAUCGCCAGUUCAAGUUUAUCUAAGUAAUUCAUCAACUGUUACUCUUUCGUAAUCUUCAAUUGUAGUGGAAAUUAAAUGAAAAUCCAAAAGAUC